Molecule: messenger RNA, 654 nt
Organism: Parascedosporium putredinis
Lineage: Eukaryota; Fungi; Ascomycota; Sordariomycetes; Microascales; Microascaceae
Source: the annotation of a GenBank genome assembly
AUGGUUCUCGAAGCGGUGAUGAUUGUCGUCGACAACAGCGAGAGUAGUCGCAACGGAGACUACCAACCUACGAGAUUCGAGGCGCAGGCAGAUGCGGUGAACAUCAUCUUCCAGAGCAUUGUCCAGGGCAAUCCUGAGUCCUCUGUUGGACUGAUGAGCAUGGGUGGCAAGGGUGCCGAGGUCCUCGUCACUCUCACGACUGAUCCUGGCAAGAUCCUCGACGGCCUGCACCGAACGAAGAGGCAGAUCAAUGGAAAGUCCAAUCUCGCGACUGGAAUACAAAUAGCAGGUCUCGCCCUCAAGCACCAGGAGGAAGAGCAGAGGCUCGUAGCGCUGGCCAAGAAGAUGAAGAAGAGCAAUAUCACGAUUGACUUUGUGCUCUUUGGCGACCUUGACGACGAGGCCACGCAGAAGAAGCUCGAAGCCUUCAACAAAGCCGUCAAAGCCGGCGAAGCUUGCCCUCGCUAUUCGCAUGAGUUUGAGGAGGAGCGGGCUCGCCAGGAGAAGGCGGCCAAGGAGGAGGAAGAGAAGGCUAAGAAGGAAUCGCUGUCUGCGGUCCCCGAAGAGGGCGAGGCGUCUGGUUCCGGGGAUAAGGCGAGCGGCAAGAAGGAUGAUAAGAAGGAUGGCGGCGACGACAAGAUGGAUAUCUCGUGA